AUGCGACGUCCUUCGUUUUCUUUCUCGAUCUAUUCUCUUUUUCAUCCUCCCAUCCUAUUUCUUCCCCCUUCUUGUCUUGUGUGUCACGCGUUGCUUUUCUUUGUCUCUCUUUCCCUCUAUCCGCUCUAUCUAAUAAAAUGCGACGUCCUUCGUUUUCUUUUCUCGAUCUCUACUCCUUGCAUCCUCUCAUUCUAUUUCUUCCCCCUUUUUCUGUUUCAGCAUAGUAAUUCAACUCGGCUCAUCGUCCAUCUCCCUCUCUUUCUCUCUCCUUCUCUCUCUCUCUCUCUCUCCCCAUGGCAUCUUUCUCUAUUUUCUUCCCUCCCACCCGUACUUUUCCUCCUUCCUUUUUGUCAACUACUCUUACUUAUUUAUGUUCUUCCCUUUUCCUUACUUCAUUAUCAAACGAUCCUUGCUCUUUUUUUCCUUUCCAUUAAGUACCUUUCUUUCUCCAUUUACUACUGUUACUCUUUUUUUCUUCCAUUUUUAACUUCGCUCUCACUAUCAUUUAAGUUUUUCCUUACUUUAUUAUCAAACGUUCCUUGCUCUUUUUUCCCUUUGCAGAAUAAAACGUCUCACUCACUUAUAUCCCGUUCAUCACUCUCCGAAUUCUUUUUCUUUCUUUUGCUCUUAACUUCUACUCUUCCUAUAUUCUUUUCCACCUCCUUUUCCUCUCCCGCUUGUUUUCCUUCUCUCCUUCCGUAUUUUAUCUAA
Messenger RNA from Acanthosepion pharaonis, 711 nucleotides. NCBI's taxonomy places the organism in Eukaryota, Metazoa, Mollusca, Cephalopoda, Sepiida, Sepiidae. The record is from the annotation of a GenBank genome assembly.